AUGUCCCGCGCCGUCCUCGUCACCGGCGCAAACGGCUACAUCGGCAACGCCGUCGCCCGCGCCUUCACCCGCGCCGGCUGGCUGACCUACGGCCUUGUACGGUCUGAGUCCGCAGCGCGCUCGUUAGAGCUUGAAGAAAUCUUCCCGGUGCUCGGUCAGAUUGACGACCUUGAUUCGCACACCUCCAUCCAAUCUCAACUCCCCCAGACCCUCAACGCUAUAGUCUCAACAACAGAGAACCUGACAGACUACACAACGCACCACAAAAACACCAUUACUCUCCUCCGAACCCUCGCCCUCUCCAGCUCCGCCAACGGCGUCAAACCCCUCGUGAUCCUCUCCUCAGGCUGCAAAGACUACGGCAUGGGCCCUCAUUACGAUGGCGCUCAAGACCUCAAACCCCACACCGAAGAAAGCCCCCUAAACCCACCAGACCUGCUAAGGAACCGCACAACCAUGUCCCUGGAGGUCUUGAAGAAUACCGACGCAUUCGCGCCCGUCCUAGUCCGUCCGACGAACGUCUACGGCCGCUCGGCAAGCUACUACCGCGGGUUCUUCGAAGUUGCGUCCCUAGCGCAGAGACUCAACCUCCCGCUGCAGAUCCCCGUCCCUGCAAACUCGGUUUGCCACGCUCUGCACGUCGACGACUGUGCGGAUGCGUACGUUGCGCUCGCGGCCCAUCCUCGACGCGCGGAGAUCUUUAAUAUUUCGGCGCGGGAGUACGAGACUGUAGGGAAGAUUGCGGAGGCGUUGGUGGGAGAGUAUGGCCUUGCGGGCGUGGAGUAUGUUGACGCCGCGCACGUCGGGGCUGUAGGCAAGGCGUGGCCGCCUGCGCUGAUUGAUUUCCCGCAGUGGACGGGGUCCGAGAAGAUAAGGAGGGUGACGCGGUGGAGGGAUGUGAGGGUUCCCUUUUGUGAGGGGGUGGGUGUUUAUAGACGGGCUUAUGAGCGGGCUGUUGAUGCGGGGCAUGAGAAUAUUAGGAAGAUGGUUGAGAGGGAGGGGAUGUUUAGGAGGAAGUAA
Aspergillus mulundensis is the source of this 1020-nucleotide messenger RNA. Its product is annotated as NAD-dependent epimerase/dehydratase family protein. Lineage: Eukaryota; Fungi; Ascomycota; Eurotiomycetes; Eurotiales; Aspergillaceae. The coding region runs from base 1 to 1020 and encodes 339 amino acids. The transcript has a single exon. The record is from RefSeq and is a predicted model, not a curated record.